AUGUGUUUGCCCGACUUCAAGCGCCUUGAUCCCAAGCAUCACGCUUUUGCUCGAUUCGGGCUUCCUUUCACAGAAAAACAGAUCAAGGAGCAAGAGUGGAGGGGCAAACACGACAAAGAGAAGAAGGGCAAGCACGAGGAAAAGGUUGAGGAGAAGGGCGAAGAGAAAGACAAGGAGAGGGACGGAAAGGAAGAUGGCACCGAGGGAGAGGAACCCCAGAAGGAGCAGGAAUCCGAGCCUUCUCCUAAGGAACGAGCAUUCGCCGAUGCUCUCAUUGCGGAGAUUAACACGAUAUCAUCGUUCAAGAACGCGUUGGGCCCAUUACUCGCGAUUCUUGGCAGCAGCUCGAAUCACGGCUUAGCAUUGAGGAUCAGGUUUAAUACCCCGGACAACUGGGUUCCGAGGAGCGAGCGUCUCAUGCGAUUGACCGGCAAGCAUCCGUUGAAUGCUGAAGCCGACCUGAGCGAGCUGUAUAAUGCAGGCAUGAUAACUCCAACCAAACUGCAUUACGUUCGCAGUCACGGCCCAGUCCCUAUGCUGGAUUGGAAUACGCACAAGCUGUCCGUCUCCGCUGAGCCAAAGGAUCUUCUCCCCGGAGCGCGUGAUUUCUCCAUGAAAGAGCUUGCGGAGGACGGUCUCUUCGACGUGAUCGAACUACCUGUAACCCUCGCUUGUGAUGGUAAUAGGCGCUCCGAGCUGAACACAAUCCGAAAGAGUCAGGGAGUUCCAUGGACCGCAGCAGGCGUGAGCACCUGCUUAUGGCGAGGUGUGAUGGUGCGAGACGUGCUCUUGUUCUGCGGUUUUAAUCAAGAUUGCCAAGCCGACGGCCGGUGGGUGAACUUCGUUCCGAUAAUGCAUAUGGCUACUGAGAAUGGACGUCCAUGGGAUCCCUAUAGAAGACUCUUCCUACACUACGAGGGUGCAGAUGACUGCAGCGAGGAUGUAUACGCGACUUCCAUACCAUUCUUACAUGCGUUCAACACGGAAAACGACUGCAUGCUUGCUUUCGGUCAAAAUGGACGUGUCCUUCAUCCGGAUCAUGGGGCACCGCUCAGAGCCAUUAUUCCAGGAUAUGUGGGCGGGAGGAACGUCAAGAUUUGGGUAUCAACUAGCCCCUCAACAAACCAUUAUCAUAUCUGGGAUAAUCGCGUUCUUCCCCCAUUCAUUACGUCGAAAGACACGCUCGAGGCCAAGGCCCUCUUCCAUCACCCAGACACCGCAUGCAAUCAACAGCAAAUACAGAGUGUUAUCUGUUUUCCUGCUCACGGAGAACAGAUCGUGCCCCCCACGGGCAAGGGUGCAAUGAACAGGACAUAUAGGAUCAAAGGCUUCGCCUAUAAUGGCUCGGGUGACAUUGUACAGAGGAUCGAAUUGAGUCUGGAUGGCGGCAAGAGUUGGAAGUAUUGUUUCCGGCAGUUCAUAGACCAGCCCUUGCGACACGGUCAGAAGCAUUGGGCUUGGAUCUUCUGGCACUGCGACGUUGAAUAUGACGAGCUUCUGAAUGCACGAGAGCUCAUCGUGCGCGCCUUCGACGCGCAUUUCAAUGGUCAGCCUGAGAAUAUCGUUUGGAACAUCCUUGGCAUGAUGAACAACGCCUGGUAUCGCGUCAAGCUGGGUGUAAUGUCUGCCGACUCUGGCAUUGUGGUGCAAGCUCAGCACCCUAUCGCACCGGGUAAUAGGGAAGGCGGAUGGAUGCUCCCUCCGCAGGAGGAGCGCGGGAACACAGAAAAGAGGCCGAGCUCAAGUGAGAAGACCUUCACGCUAGAGGAAGUUGCGAAACACAAUACCGAGAAGGAUUGCUGGAUCAUUCUUGACGAGAAAGUGUACGUCGUAACAUCGGUUCUUGACUGGCAUCCCGGUGGUGCGAAAGCCAUCUUAGGAUUUGCAGGGGAGGCAUCUGUGGAUGCCACGACCCAGCUCAUCAACCAACAGUACGCCGAUUCAAAGAGAGACGAGUGCUACAUCGGCGUUCUCACCGAGGCGGGCGCCAAAGCUAUGAAAGAGGAUGCAAAACGAGCUGCGAAGGAACUGAAGGAGCUCAAAGAGGGCCGCAAGGGUCUUGCGCUGAUGCCCGAUACAUUCUGUCCGGUAAUAUUGAAGAACCGGCAGGUAUUGAAUGCAGAUACUCGUAAAUACACCUUUGAGCUUCCCAAGACGCGUGAAGGCAAACCGGGUAGACUGGGGCUUCCAAUCGGAAAGCAUGUUGUUAUUGCGUUCCACUUUAAGGAUCAGGCGUGCACGCGCUCUUACACGCCAAUCCGUCCUAUCCUACCAGAGGAAGAAGACGGGACGUUCGAUCUGUUGGUUAAGACGUAUCUGCCCACCGAGAACGGCAGUGCAUUCCCGCCUGGUGGGACUAUGGGGAACUUCCUCGAUGUUCUACAAGAAGGCCAGGAGAUCGAUGUUCGUGGGCCCACGGGCGAAAUAGAGUAUCGAGGUCAAGGCAAGUUUAAGAUCGAGGGCAAGGAGAAGCAAUUCGCGAAGAUCAACCUCGUCGCCGGAGGUUCUGGCCUCACGCCGCACUGGCAGCUCAUCCACGCCAUCCUGAAAUCGGGCGACUCGGACAAGACGCGGAUCUCGCUCAUCGACUGCAACAAGUCGGUCGACGACAUCCUCAUGCGGGACGAGCUGCAGAAGUACGCGGACGACCGUCCGGACCAGUUCAAGCUCUGGCAUGUGGUCGCGAAGGUCCCCGAUGAUUGGAAGUACGACACCGGGCGGCUGAACGAGGAUAUCAUGCGCGAGCAUUUCUUCCCGGCCGGAGACGACGUCGUGACGCUGUUGUGCGGUCCUCCUGGGUUGAUCGAGCACGCCGCCGUGCCUGGGCUGAAGAAAUUGGGAUUCAAGGACGGAGAGACCCUCUUCGGUUUCUGAAACUGACCGUGCCCGCACUUGUACGCUGAUGGU
Messenger RNA from Punctularia strigosozonata HHB-11173 SS5, 2907 nucleotides. RefSeq lists its product as uncharacterized. Gene Ontology annotation, molecular function: molybdenum ion binding; oxidoreductase activity. The record is from RefSeq and is a predicted model, not a curated record. The coding region runs from base 1 to 2874 and encodes 957 amino acids. Lineage: Eukaryota; Fungi; Basidiomycota; Agaricomycetes; Corticiales; Punctulariaceae. The transcript is spliced from 23 exons.